AAAAGUGAAGACGGCCUAGCAAUUGACGGAUGCCGUGACCCUUCUGUCGUGGGUCUUUGUCAAAAAACAACACAACUAACGCGCUGACCCAAAAAGCACAUAGCCUACCUAUGCAGACUACGUAUACACAUACGAACAGCAUGCUGGCACUAGGUUCCAACUCCUCGUGCUAACCGACAAUUAGCAACACCACCAGGAGCUCACCUUUACACUUGGGAAGCCUAACAUGGAACAGGAGGAAUCAGUCGGUGUGAAAUGCUUAGACAGUCAAGCCUCCCCCCAGCAGCACCCCGCCUCCUCCUCCUCCCCGCCCUCCUCCCCCCCGCGCCCCGCUCCGCCCCCCGCCUGCCAGCAAUGCGGCGCCGCUGCCGCCAAGUACCGCUGCCCCGCCUGCGACACCCGCAGCUGCAGCCUGGCCUGUGUACGGCAGCACAAGGCGGACAGCGGCUGCAGCGGGCAGCGGGACCGCACCGCCUUCGUGUCCAUCAAGGACUUUGAUGACCGGGCGCUGCUGUCAGACUUCCGGCUGCUGGAGGAGAUCGGUCGCGCCGACGACGUGGCCCGCCGCUGCCGCCCCCCCGCCGCCAAGCCCCAGCUGCCGCCCCACCUGGCCUCGCUGGUGUACCAGGCCUCCUGGAGGAGCGUAAAGCUGCUCAUCAUGCCGCCGGGCAUGGCCAAGCGGCGCGCCAACACCAGCCGCUACGAUGCGCGCAACCGAACCAUGUGGUGGAGACUGGAGUGGCGCUUCCCGGGGGCAGCGGGGGCGGGAGGGGGCUUGGAGGCGGUAGAUGAGCGGGUGGACGAGCAUGCGGUGGUGGGGGAGGUUCUGUCCGCCCACCUGCGCCCCCCCUCGCCGCACUACAUCCCGCUGCGCCCCUACGCGCGAGCGGGGCUGGGGGCGCUGCGGGUGUUCAUGCGCAAGGAGAAGACACCGGCCAACCAGCCCGCCUACUUCCCCAUCGACCCCACCCAGUCGCUCGCCUCGCAGCUCGCCUCGCGCACCAUCAUCGAGUUCCCCGUCUUCAUCGUGGCCCUACCGCAUGAGGUGGACCAGUACCCGCCGCCACCGCUGCUGCAGCUGCCGCAGCCAGCACAGCAACAACAACAGCAACAACAGCAGCAGCAACAGCAGCACAACCAGCACCAGCACCAACCGGUUGCAGUGACCCAUGGGUCAGACGCAGCAGCGCAACCGCGGGGACCGGGUCCGCACCCACAUGCGCACCCGCCCCCGCAGCCGCCGCCACCCCGGCGACCUCCGCAGCAGCAGCACCCCCUGCAUCCGCAGCAGCAGCCCCUGCCUGCACAACACCAGCAGCCCCUGCCGCAGCAACCCCAACAGGGUGCUGUGUCAGGGCCCCAAGCACCCCAGCUGCGAGCACAGGGCCCACUGGCUCCCCACUGGGUGCCUCAUCCUUCGCUGGUGCCUCCUCAGCUGGUGCCUCCCGGGUCCGCAGCCCCUGCGGCCGCGGGGUCACUGGGUGGGUUCCGUGGGGAGGAGGAGGCGGCCCUGCCCCCCAGCAAGCGGGCGAGGGUGGUGGAGGGCGAGAGCAAGGUGGAGCAGCAGCAGCAGCAGCAGCAGCAGCAGGGGCAUGUGGAGCAGCAAUGGGGCGAUGAGAAUGAGAUUGAAAUUGGGGAG
Messenger RNA from Astrephomene gubernaculifera, 1639 nucleotides. NCBI's taxonomy places the organism in Eukaryota, Viridiplantae, Chlorophyta, Chlorophyceae, Chlamydomonadales, Astrephomenaceae. The record is from the annotation of a GenBank genome assembly.